GACGGUAGUCAGUUUAAUACGUUCAGUUCGAUUUAACAAGUUCAAGAGGAACUUAGCUCAAACUAAAAGUGCUGGGAAUUAAGAAUUAAAAAAAUCAAGUUGAGUUCUAGUGAAAGUGAUUGCUGAAAACCUAUCAACAUGAGGAUUAUCGUAGAAGAGCAUCCAACCAUCCUCGAUGUGUCCGAGCUGUUGCGACCGGAAAAGUCCUUCACCGAUAAGGAAGUGGGCAAAUUCCGAGACUACACCGUCGAUGACACCGACCCACUGAAGGAACGGGUCCGCAGAACGUACAAACUGAUGCACACCAAUCAAACAGUCGAGUUCGUGCAAGGUCGCCACCAGGACUGGCUCAAGUUCGAUCACUUUAAGGCCAACAUUCGCGAGGCGUUGGAAAAGCUCAACGACCUGGUAGACGAAUCGGACCCGGAUUUGGACCUGCCAAACAUCGUGCACGCUUUUCAAACGGCCGAACGAGCCCGCGAGGAACAUCCCGAGCUGGACUGGCUGCACCUGACCGGGCUGAUUCACGACCUGGGCAAGGUUAUGGCGUUUUACGGCGAGCCACAGUGGGCCGUGGUAGGGGACACGUUUCCGGUGGGUUGCCAGUGGGGCGAAAGCAUCGUGUACCGGGCGGACAGCUUCGACGAGAACGUCGACGGGGCGAAUCCAAAGUAUAACACCAAAAACGGCAUGUACAAGCCAAAGUGCGGCCUGGCAGGGCUAACAAUGUCCUGGGGCCACGAUGAGUUCCUGUACCGAGUGCUGGUGCACAAUAAGAGUACCCUGCCGGAGCAAGCCCUCCAGAUGAUUCGGUACCACUCGUUUUACCCGUGGCACUCGGGAGGGGACUACUCGCAUCUGACGACCGAAAAGGACGAGGUCACCAAGCAGUGGGUGUUAAUGUUUAAUCGGUACGACUUGUACACCAAGUGCACCAAGAUUCCGGACCUGGAGGCCCUUUGGCCGUAUUAUCAGAGUUUGAUUGACAAGUACAUUCCCGGAGAGUUGGAGUGGUGAAGUUUUAACGUAAAAAUUGUUAUCUACUUAUGAAAUUUAUUAUAGAUUAACCAGGACUGUACUCUAUAUUUAUAUGAAAGCUUUAAAAGAAAUAUAAAUCAUCACUGAUAAAAACAAUACAUAAAA
Culex quinquefasciatus (southern house mosquito) is the source of this 1143-nucleotide messenger RNA. Its product is annotated as inositol oxygenase. The record is from RefSeq and is a predicted model, not a curated record. The coding region runs from base 139 to 1017 and encodes 292 amino acids. Gene Ontology annotation, biological process: inositol catabolic process. The transcript has 5 exons. Lineage: Eukaryota; Metazoa; Arthropoda; Insecta; Diptera; Culicidae. Gene Ontology annotation, molecular function: inositol oxygenase activity; iron ion binding. Gene Ontology annotation, cellular component: cytoplasm.